Molecule: messenger RNA, 3405 nt
Organism: Eublepharis macularius
Lineage: Eukaryota; Metazoa; Chordata; Lepidosauria; Squamata; Eublepharidae
Gene: PERP
Product: p53 apoptosis effector related to PMP22
Exons: 3
Coding region: 217-789 (190 amino acids)
Biological process (GO): cell-cell adhesion
Cellular component (GO): membrane; cell-cell junction
Source: RefSeq, a predicted model, not a curated record
UUCCUGCAGCCCUGGCGUUCUCAGAGAGAGGAAUCUAGGUGGGGCCCUCCCCUCCCAAGAAGUUUUUCUGCUCAUUACAAAGCCCAGCGCUUACUCACUCUGCGCUCACACACAAGCGCUGCUGAAGGACACUUUCUUCAAGAAUAUUCCGUCCAGUCCCUCAGGCUUCUUCGUUUCUUUUUGAUUGUUGCUGCUGCCGAAGAUUGUCUGGGCAAAAUGGUGAGGUGCGGCCUGGCUUGUUGGCGGUGCAGAUGGCUGCUGCCUCUGCUCUUGGGUUUAGCGAUCAUCCUUGGCAUAAUUGCUUUGGCUGGCCGGGGCUGGUUGGAGUCGGCGUCGUACCCCUAUGUCCGCCAAGCGUCUCUCUGGUCUGACUGCAUGAAACGUCCAGAAGAUUACAACUGGCUUUGCACUUCUCUCAUGAAUUACAGUUGGGGUAGAGCAGCAGCUGCCACAUUCCUCGUUGGCUUUAUCAUUCUGUGCAUCUGUUUCUGCCUGGCAGUCAUCGCAUUUUCUAUUGAAAUACUGAGGUUUAACUUUGUUCGAGGAAUCGGAGGCUUGCUUUUCCUUGCUGCUGCUUUCUUAAUUAUAGGUUUGGUGAUCUAUCCUGUGAUGUUCACUGAAGAUAUUCCUCUGACAGGAGCAAACAUGUUCAGCUGGGCCUAUGGCUUUGGCUGGGCAACUACUAUUAUUGUGAUAGGAUGUGCAUUCUUUUUCUGCUGUCUCCCCAACUGGGAAGAUGAAGUCCUGGGCAACAUAAAGCCCCUCUACUAUGUUGGAGAAGGAGUUUGAUAUGAAGCUGAAAAGAUUAUUUGAAGCCGAAAAGAUUAUUUGAAUAAAUAAUACAAACAAUAUUGCUUUUGCUUUACAUGAAAGACCAGAACUUGCUGUUAUGUCAUAUUUUUGUCUGAGAUAUUUUGUCUUGAGUUACUAGGUUUGUUUUUUUCCAAUAAAUAUACCAACUUCACAAUUUCUUUUUAGACAAGUGUUCACUUUCAGAUCUGGGAACUGUUAAAUUACAGGAAGGAAAGCAUCCUGUAUUUUGAUAGCUAAUAUGGGUUUCGUUUUCCUAAUUAUUGCUUCUUCGUGGGAAAGAAAUGUGAUGGUGUGAUUUGUUCCUUAAUAUGUUACUGAGUAAGUAGAUUGCAAGAAUAUUUUCACUGAUUAUGUUCUAGCACUGUCAUUCAGGAAGGAUCCUUAUCAUACACUAUUUGGCCAAAGUGGAUUUUAGAACAGAUGUGCUUCUAAAAAGUAUAGUCAAAAUUAAAAAUAAAUAAAUAUGCAGGAGCAAUGCUUGUAGGAACUACACUCAGUGAAGUUCACUUGAGAAUAAGAAUGAGGACUUCAGCCUAAAGAAAUAAUAUAGAACGGUAUAAUGUAUUGCCAUUUUGCGGUUCCUUGUGUUUUAUGCAAAUCUGCAAAAUGUUCCAAACACCAAUAUGUAUUUAAUAUAUGCUGUAACUGCGAAUGUUUAAAUUGGAGAAUUUAAAAACCAGCCUUACAGCUGUAUUUCUACCAGCAACCCCAUUAAAUCCUUUGUAUCAUAACUUUUUCUUUGCUGAAUGGAUAUCAAAAUUAUUCAAAUGCAUCUGACAAAGAGAACUGUGAUUCUCGAAAGCUUAUGCUACAGUAAAGUUGGUUAGUCUUAAAGGUGCUACUGGACUCGAUUUUGCUACUGCAGACUAACACAGCUAACUCCUCUGGAGCUAAAAUUAUUAGAUUAAUAUUUUUCCUGAGAUGUAAAAUAGAUGUCAAUACAACUAAAGAAUACCAAAAGACCAUAUAACAUAAGUAAUAGCUCUACUCAAAAUAUUGUAUGAUUCCCCAUAUUCUUGAUAUUACAAAAAAUCACUGGACAGUUCAGCUUGGCAAAAUGACAGCAGUAAAUUUUCUAGAUCCAGUGGUUCAAAAUGUCUGUAAGAUGAUUUUGCAAGUUUGAAACAUUAGUUAACUAAAAGCAUGUUUAGUGUGAGCAGUCUAUUACAUGCCUUAAUUGUACCCUCUAACUGAGAUUAAGACAUUUUUUAAAAGUUUUCAAAGCAGUUAGAUUUUCAUGUAAUGAUACAGCAGGGUACAGUGGCAUCUUAGAUACCAACAAGACUUCCAGGGUAUAAGCUUUCAAGUGUCCGAGCUCCCUUCUUCAGAUAACAAUAUCAGCUAUCUUGCUGUUCUAUCCUGCUCCAGACCACCUAAAACUAUCUUCAGGUAGUGAUGUGUGGAAUUCUUAACACAUUUUAAAGACUUACACAGUAGUGGCUGGGAACUUGGAGUGAAAUGUGUGUAUAUUUUUAUUUACUCAAAAUAUUUAAACCCUGCAAACAGUGCAUUUAUUGUGAUAGCUAUUGAAUGAAAUAUGCUACUGCUAAGAGUCUGUAUUACAUAUAUCUAUUAUACCUUUUAAAAAAAUCAGUUGAAAUAUUUUAUAUUGCAAUUAUAAUUUCAGAUAUGAUGAUAUUUUAUCAUUCUAAUGGGCACAAAUGUUCAUCUAGAUUCCUUAAGCGUUUCAUAUAAAACUACUGAAGUUGCCAUCUGCACUGACUUCAGGGGUCUUACUAGUGCUUCAUUCUGCAUAUUGCAUUGUGGCCUAGAUUUAUAUGAAACACACUACAUACAAGAACAGAAGUGGUGAUACCUCAUUUUCUGAAGGAAGUGAAAUACCUGCUGUAUUUAGUAAAUUUUUGUGCAAAUGAGUAAUUAGAAAAGGUUAAGUGGAAAAAGUUUUUUAAGAACAGACAAGGGAAUUUUUAGGGUUGCCGAUCCAGCUUGGAGAAUUGCUGGAGCUUUGAGAGCAGAGCUUGGGGACGGCAGGGAGUUCAGUGGUGAUGCAAUUUCACAUACUCCACCCUCGAAGCUGCAGUUUCUUCCAGGAGAGAGGAUCUCUGUUAUCUAGAGAUCUGUUGUUAUUCCAAGAGAUCUCCAGGCCCUUGGAAGUUUGCAGCUCCAUUCAUUAAACAAAGGAGCCUUGUGGCUUCUUGCACCAGGGAACCAGGGAUUUUUGAUAAGAUUUAAAUGGUAAAUUUUCAAUGUGAUGUAAUUUUUAGGGAAUGGAGGCAAGCUUCUACUUCCCAUGGCAUAUGGAUAUAUUUAUGUUGCAGAAUCUCAUCUUCCUGGCCCUCUUCCAUUGUAGCUCCUUGUUUCCAUUUCCCAGGCUCUACAAACCAGCUGGAUCAAAAGGGUUUUUUUGAAAAAAAUAAGUGGGAAACCUUGCAUCCAGAAUAAUUUAAAAAAAAACUUUAUAUAAUGUUUUUCAGGUCAUGUAAUUUGAUAUUUUAGCACAGAUUUGUAGACCUUACUCAAAACCUUACAUUUUCAGAAUAAACAGUUUAAACUCUGUAAGUACAAGUUACCCGAAUGAUAGUUUUUAUAGUGUACAAACAUCAGUUAAAUAAACCAGUUUUAUACAUUCAA